AUGAAAUUCAUUGGAGCUACCCUUUUCGUCUCUGUUGCUUACGUUGCCUCUCUUGUCUCUGGAGCAGCCAUUGUGUCUAUUACUUCUCCUUUACUCAACACAAAGUAUAAGGCUGGUCAAGAAGCCAUCAUUUCUUGGAUCAAUCCCACUGUUGCAACCAUCCCUCAAAUCAUUUUGGCCAAGGGUCCCUCUACUGCUCUUCAACCCAUCAUGACUAUUGCUACCAAUGUCAAUGCUAAUGACUUGAAGUAUGUCUGGAAGAUUCCUUUCGAGAUUGAAAAUGGCAGUGAAUAUGCUUUCGAGCUCGGAAACUCACCUGAUCUUGCUUUCGCUGGUCCUUUCACCAUUGAAGGUGGCGUCGGUGGUACUCUUCCCUCAUCCAACACCUCCUCCACUGGUACCAGCUCCCCUGCUCCUGCUCCUGCCAAUCCUCCUGCUGGUGGUAAUGCUGCUGCCACUCCCGCUGCUCCCUCCGCUACUACCGAUGGUAACUCGCAAACCUCUCCUCACAACGCCAAUGCCUCUCACUCCUCAGCGGCCAACAAGGAGAUGGCUGGUCAAGCUAUGGUUGCCUUGGGUUUGGUUGCUGCUGCCGCCUCUCAAUUCUUUUAA
Molecule: messenger RNA, 612 nt
Organism: Mucor velutinosus
Lineage: Eukaryota; Fungi; Mucoromycota; Mucoromycetes; Mucorales; Mucoraceae
Exons: 2
Coding region: 1-612 (203 amino acids)
Source: RefSeq, a predicted model, not a curated record